Acomys russatus (golden spiny mouse) is the source of this 1857-nucleotide messenger RNA. It is a transcript of the gene Anapc7, whose product is annotated as anaphase promoting complex subunit 7. NCBI's taxonomy places the organism in Eukaryota, Metazoa, Chordata, Mammalia, Rodentia, Muridae. The record is from RefSeq and is a predicted model, not a curated record. Gene Ontology annotation, biological process: cell division. The transcript is spliced from 11 exons. Gene Ontology annotation, molecular function: protein binding. Bases 58 to 1755 code for a protein of 565 amino acids.
CGUGCUCUCGGGAGUUCUAUGAGCUGCUGCUGCUGAGCCACGGUCUCGCCGCGCAGAAUGAGUGUGAUAGACCAUGUGCGGGACAUGGCGGCCGCGGGGCUGCACUCCAACGUGCGGCUCCUCAGCAGCUUGCUGCUGACCAUGAGUAAUAACAACCCUGAGCUGUUUUCCCCGUCUCAGAAGUACCAGCUGUUGGUGUAUCAUGCAGACUCUCUGUUUCACGAUAAGGAGUACCGCAACGCUGUGAGUAAGUACACCAUGGCUUUACAGCAGAAGAAAGCCUUAAGUAAAACUUCAAAAGUGCGACCUUCAACUGGAAACUCUGCAUCUACUCCACAGAGCCAGUGUCUUCCAUCUGAAAUUGAAGUGAAAUACAAAAUGGCUGAGUGUUACACAAUGCUGAAACUAGACAAAGAUGCCAUUGCUAUACUUGAUGGGAUCCCUUCAAGACAGAGAACUCCCAAAAUAAACAUGAUGUUGGCAAACCUGUACAGGAAGGCUGGUCAGGAACGCCCAUCCGUCACCAGUUACAAGGAGGUCCUGCGGCAGUGCCCUCUGGCCCUUGACGCCAUUCUAGGUCUGUUAUCCCUUUCUGUAAAAGGCGCAGAGGUAGCAUCAAUGACGAUGAAUGUGAUCCAGACUGUACCCAACCUGGACUGGCUGUCUGUGUGGAUUAAAGCAUACGCUUUUGUGCACACUGGUGACAACUCGAGAGCCAUCAACACCAUCUGUUCACUAGAGAAAAAAUCCUUACUGCGAGACAAUGUGGACCUGCUGGGGAGCCUGGCAGACCUGUACUUUAGAGCAGGGGACAGUAAGAACUCGGUCCUCAAGUUUGAGCAGGCGCAGAUGUUGGAUCCUUACUUGAUAAAAGGGAUGGAUGUCUAUGGCUACCUUCUGGCUCGAGAAGGGCGGCUGGAGGAUGUGGAGAACCUCGGCUGCCGCCUUUUCAACAUUUCUGAUCAGCAUGCAGAGCCCUGGGUAGUCUCUGGCUGCCAUAGCUUCUAUAGCAAGCGCUACUCUCGGGCCCUGUACUUGGGCGCCAAGGCCAUUCAGCUGAACAGCAACAGCGUCCAAGCUUUACUCCUCAAAGGAGCAGCUCUCAGGAACAUGGGCAGAGUCCAGGAAGCUAUAAUACAUUUUCGGGAGGCUAUAAGGCUCGCACCUUGUCGCUUAGACUGUUACGAAGGUCUCAUAGAGUGUUACUUAGCUUCUAACAGCAUCCGAGAAGCAAUGGUGAUGGCCAACAAUGUUUACAAAACUCUAGGUGCAAACGCGCAGACUCUUACCCUGUUAGCCACCGUAUGUCUGGAAGACCCAGUGACACAAGAGAAAGCCAAAACGUUGUUAGAUAAAGCCCUGGCCCAGAGGCCAGACUACGUCAAGGCUGUGGUGAAGAAAGCAGAGCUGCUCAGCAGGGAACAGAAAUAUGAAGAUGGAAUUGCUCUGCUGAGGAAUGCACUGGCCAACCAGAGUGACUGUGUCCUGCAUCGCAUCCUGGGAGACUUCCUAGUGGCUGUGAAUGAGUACCAGGAAGCAAUGGACCAGUACAGUAUAGCACUAAGUUUGGAUCCCAAUGACCAGAAGUCUCUAGAAGGAAUGCAGAAGAUGGAGAAGGAGGAGAGUCCCACAGAUGCCACUCAGGAGGAGGAUGUGGACGACAUGGAGGGGAGUGGGGAAGAAGGGGACCUGGAGGGCAGCGACAGUGAGGCAGCCCAGUGGGCUGACCAAGAGCAGUGGUUCGGCAUGCAGUGAAGGCACAGUGGCAGCCCCUUGGGAUUCCUAGACUGACAGGCGCUGUUGGAGGUGUGCUCACAGCAGGGCUCCCUGCCUGGUCGCUCAUGUAGACAGCACUUC